Molecule: messenger RNA, 2229 nt
Organism: Aspergillus candidus
Lineage: Eukaryota; Fungi; Ascomycota; Eurotiomycetes; Eurotiales; Aspergillaceae
Product: iron-containing redox enzyme family protein
Exons: 1
Coding region: 1-2229 (742 amino acids)
Source: RefSeq, a predicted model, not a curated record
AUGGCUCUUUCAUUUCAACUGAAUAAUGAGGAUCACCAAGUCAAGUCCUAUGGUACAAUUGUUAUAGCCUUCACUUGUAUCAUCACGUUUCUCUCCUUUGGACUUGCCAAAUACAACCCGAAAGUUGCAAGAUCUAAUCCGAGGCGCGCAAAGGCCUGGAAGCAGUAUGGUGGGCGACGCCCAGCGAGCAGCGCAGAUUCCGAAUGGACAGAACAAAGAGAGUCAGAGUUCUAUAAGGAACUCUUUUUCAAGCUGCAAAACCUGGAGGAAUUCCCUGACACAAUACCUACCGGACGAAAAGUCUUCCUGCUUCUGCUGUCGCAAGCAUUGAAAGAUCACGUCGAGGCCCCACACACCAGCAGCAUAUUGUCAGUGAAGUACUUCGAGGAGAAGGAGCUUGCGCGCUCUCUCCAGGACCAUCAGGAUGAGGUCACCAGGCAGUAUCAUGAAUAUAUCAGUCGCCGACGAUCCGGGUGUCCGCGGGAGCUCUUUGAUAACAAACAAGUUGCCGGAGAUCGUCUGCGGGAAAUGGCACCGUUAAAAUUAGUCGACGGGGCCUGGCUAGGGCAUUUAAACAAGAUCACCAUGCCUUUCCUGCUACGGCCCAUCAUGAAACAGACAUGGCAAGUGUUUACUGAGGAACUCGGAAAUGGCAACCGGGAACAGCAUCAUGUUAAAGUCUUCGAAGACCUUCUGCGAGUAUUUGAGCCAGAUUUGCCCUCACCAACAACAAAGACCAUUCUACAUCCUCGAUACGGGCUAGGCAAUCUCAAAUAUUGGAGGGCAGCAGCGGCACAACUGCUAGUUUCUCUCUUCCCGCAUGAGUUUGUUCCCGAAAUUCUUGGAUUUAAUAUGCAUUUUGAACUCCUUCAACUGGACACCAUGCAAGCAGCAAAGGAGUUACCCGAGGUUCAGCUCAACCCUUAUUAUUUCUUGCUUCAUGUUUCAAUUGACAAUAACCACUCCGGCCACGCUGCUAUGGCUAUGGCGAGUGUUGUGGACUAUAUCCACCAUCUUGCCGAGACUGAGGGUGAGAUGUCUGCUGAGGUGGGGUGGAAGAGAGUCCAGGCUGGGUACGUCCUCAGCGAGUGGCUAUCUCAAAAGGGGAACCAAGCAACCAACAUUAUUCCGCAACUCAAUAACGACUCGAACGUUCGACUAGAGUCAAAAGUUCUUGCCAUAUUUGGCUCAAAGACCCAGGCUGCCCAUCGACUGCAUUGUGGUAGCCGGGUCAAGAUUGGAGGCCGCCUGUUAACUGACUGGCUGGAUCCUGAAGCAUUCCGGGCCGAAGAAUGGCAGCAGGAGUUUAUUCGAUGUUUUAGCACAUGCAAGCCAUGGAUAUAUCCAGGAGACAGCCAGAAGAGCAGAUUGGUGCAAGAGCUACAAUGGGGAGGGAAAAUGUAUGGCUCAUUCACGGAAAAUGAAGUCGAAACACUCGAGCUUUGGAUUGACUCCCUAACAAACGACCAACUUUCGGUUUACUAUUCUUUCAUCGGGCCUAUCACACGCUCCAAAUAUCAAAAGCUCAAUGAACCUGGCGCCAACAAGAGGGCCAAGCUCGUCCGCGCUCUCAGCGGUGAGAAUGUCCCAAUGGCAUGCCUGCUUCCCAAAGGACCAUUGGUGAAGUGCACGAGUGACCUGACAGCAAACCUUAAUCUAUCUUCUCUAUUGCCACUCUGGUUUACGCAGUGUUGUCUCUUCGAAUCAUUUGUGUAUGCCCCGGGAAGAACUACCGACACUAUUGGCUGCGCUAUGAUACGCUUCUUGCGGGCUCAGUCCGGCUUUGACACGGAUCACCUGAUUGUCACCGGAAUCGAUGCGUUAUACACCGGGGAGAAUAAAGGAAUUAUUGAGUUUGGUCUAGAAAUCACUCGUCGAGCGUCUCUUCCCGUUCCUCAAGACCUUCACAGUCUCCUCUCCCGCUGGCCGUCCGAGUUUGCCACGACAAUGCUCAAAGUAGCCUCCAGCCCUAUCCGAAACUUUGGUCUCCUGCUCGGCAUGUCCAUGGCGUUUCUAGAAUUGCAGGACAUGGUAUCGGAGCUUUCAAAUCCUAGCUUGCUGUGUCCAAAAAGCAGGAUGCGGCUUGGAUCCUUGGCCCGGAAGCAGUAUCAAUGCUUGCAGGUCUGUUUGCAGGAAAUACCCGCCGGAGAUAAACGCCAUGUGGACUUCCACAACGGAUAUGGUUCAGCGAAGGCGGAGAUAAAUAAAUGCUUUAGGCCAACGAAUUGA